AUGAUCCGCCCAACCACCCCCUCCAACCAGCCCCAGCUGUCCACUCCGCCCCGCUCGACAACCUUUCCCACCAAACCCGCUCAUAGACACCACAUUCCGCACCACCCCCACCGCGUCCACCACCAACACCACGACAAAAGCGUCCCCCAAUCCGCAAUCCUUCCCGCUACCUCAAACCCAUUCGGUGACUUUCUGUCCAAGACAAACAGUAGGAUAGACGGCAGGGUAGAUGACGGCAAGAGCCCCUCGAGAGGACCGGAGCAGCCGCAGGUUAAUGAGAGGGCGAGUGAAGUGAAGGAGGCGGAGAGGGAGAGGGAGCGGGAGAGGGACGCGUGGAAGGAGGUGGAGAGGUUGAGGGUGAGGAGGAACGCUGCUGAUGAUGAUCUCCGAACCCGCCUCACCACCCUCUCGACCCUGUCGACUACGACGACCCGCCGCCUAGAUUACACUUACUACUCCCUCCUCUCCUCAACCUCCUCUCUCGCCUCCGCAGUCUCCUCCCUAUCGUCGCUCUCCACCCAAACCUCGGCCCUCCAAACGCGCUUCACGUCUUUGAGCUCCUCCCUCACCUCGGAAAUAACAACUCAAAUCUCCUCCUCUGACAAGUCUUUUGACGCUCAAGCUGGUCGUAUCUCUCAGUUGGAAAUACGUAUAAAGGAGGGAAGGGAGAAAGUAGGGACGUUGGGAGAGAGGCUACAUGGAGUGAGAGAGAAAGUCGAGAGGAGCUCACUGCAAGAUAGGGAAUCGAGACGGAUAAUUGGCAGGAGGUUGAAGAUGCUGUGGGGGGCAUUGGGACUCCUGAUUGGGUUACUCUUGAUAUUGACGGCGACCAGGCAAUGGCGACGGGACAAAUAUGUCAUGACGGAUGAGGUUGUGCAUUUGCGAAAUCGGAGGGAGGUGUUUGAGGACGUGGUGGGCAUCCGCCAGGGAAAAUGGGAGCAGAGAAGAGAAAGGCAACGAGAUGAGGAGGGUUGGAGGCCAGGUGGGCAGACGAAGAAAAGAGUGGAGGACACGACCGCGAGGAGUUCGGCUGUGGACGCAGACGCCACGUUACGACUUUUUGACGAGUUAUGA
Messenger RNA from Letharia columbiana, 1074 nucleotides. RefSeq lists its product as uncharacterized. The record is from RefSeq and is a predicted model, not a curated record. Lineage: Eukaryota; Fungi; Ascomycota; Lecanoromycetes; Lecanorales; Parmeliaceae. The transcript has 2 exons. Bases 1 to 1074 code for a protein of 357 amino acids.